AUGGAGUGUAAGCUUUGCUCCAAGAAAUUCAUCAAUGGCAAAGCUUUGGGCGGUCACAUGAGAUCCCACUACGCCACCCUGCCGCUUCCGCCGAAGACGCCCCAGAGGCAGGAACUCAGUGAGCCGCCGCCGCCACCGCCGCCGCCGUCGUCCGAGUCAACAUCCUCCGACGAGAGGGAGAGCAGCACCGGCGAGAAAUCCUCUCUCUCCUACGGGCUGAGAGGGAAUCCGAGGAAGAGCUACAGGCUCGUAGAUCCCGAGUUUUACGACGUCGGCUCAGACGCGAGCGAGACCGAGUCGACUCGGGUGAGGAGCAAGAGGGCAAAGGUGACGACUGCAGCGGCGGCAACCGAGUUGGGAAUCGAGGAGGAACUCGCCCUGUGCCUGGUCAUGCUGUCUAGAGAUGUGUGGGCGAGUUCAACUGAGUCGAGAACGAGUCAGAAAGUUCACAGAUGCGAGAGUUGCGACAGGGUUUUCAAAUCGUCCCAGGGUUUGGGCAGCCACAGGGCGAGCCACAACAAGACGACGACGACGAAGAACACGAUUUCUUCUUCCGACUACGACGGUGGUUGCCAGAAGAAACCAGAGAUCGCAAUUGUUUACAAGUGCUCGUUCUGCGACAAAAUCUUCGGGUCGUAUCAAGCUCUCGGUGGCCACAAGAGAUCGCAUUAUUUUCCGUCGAGAGAUAAGUUUGAAGAACCUGCCGCCGCCAUAGAUCUUAAUGUACCUGCUUCAAUGGAAGACGAAGAAGGUGAGUUUGCUGCUAUUAGUGAUCGAGGAAAAGGUGUUUGCUAA
This is a messenger RNA of Erythranthe guttata (spotted monkey flower), 795 nucleotides long. RefSeq names its product zinc finger protein ZAT9. Lineage: Eukaryota; Viridiplantae; Streptophyta; Magnoliopsida; Lamiales; Phrymaceae. Gene Ontology annotation, biological process: regulation of DNA-templated transcription. The record is from RefSeq and is a predicted model, not a curated record.